Molecule: messenger RNA, 3051 nt
Organism: Moneuplotes crassus
Lineage: Eukaryota; Ciliophora; Spirotrichea; Euplotida; Euplotidae
Source: the annotation of a GenBank genome assembly
GGAGGAAAACUGAAUAAAUAAUAAAUUAAAUACUCGAUUAUGAAGGAAAUCUUUUUCUUAUCCCUGUUAAUCACUCUUUCUGUUGGGAAUACAUGUCAGAAUGAUCAACAAACCAUGAAAGCACCAAUUUCAGGAAGUAUUGAAAUAUCUACAAGCACAUUCUCAGUUUUUUAUGGUAUUCUUGAGCAUCCUGACCAAGAAUCUCUCUAUUUUAUUGGAAAAUACUCUGACGGUACAAGCUUCACAAUUAUCUAUCAGACAGACUACAACUUGAGAAAGAAGAAAGCAAAGAAAUAUGAAUUCCAGUCAACCCAGAGCGGAUUUGCUAUUGCUACAAACGGAAAUUUUAUUUAUAUUGUUGGUAUAAAUCCAACACCCACAAUCUAUGAAAUCGAAACUAAUGACCUUGGUAUCAGAAGAGAGAUAUCAGGUACUUCUGGCUAUUCUAUUGGUUUCUCAAACUUAGAGGUUUAUGGCAGCUUGUACUUUAACAUGGAAAGUGGCUCAGUUAUAGAAACAUGCAAAUGGGAUAGAGAAACUACUAAUUUGAAUUGAGUUAAUUUUGGGAUUAACAAGCAAUCUAAUUUUGUUCCAAUUAGCAAUGAGACUCUAUUCGUUUCAUCAAGUGACUCUGCUCUUGACCAACACUAUUUUAUUGCCUAUAAUUUUUCUGACACGUCAAAUCUUGUUUGGAAGAAAAGCAUUGCUUGACUCCCUUCAGAUUGAGAAAGUGCGCUUGGUAAAUUUAUUUUAAGUAAAGAUAGAAGAGCAAUUUUUACAAUGAUUGUUUAUGAUGAGCAUUUCUUAUUUUAUAAGCUCAAUGCUACUGAUGGAUCUCCACAAAACCCUGGUUUUAUCUCUAGUUCUAACAGUGCUGGGAGAGUUUGUUCGAUGAGAGAGUUCAAUGAUUUUAUAGCCAUCCAAAUUCAUAGCUCUUCAUUUCAACAACCUUUUAGACUUAUCAAGAUAAAUAUUGCCAACACAAAUGUAAUUCAAGAAUUUGAAUCCACUAAUCCGAGUGUUUACGGCAUUGCAAGAGCAAUGAGUCUACAAAUAGAAGUUAUUUAUUAUUGUGGAGGUUAUUCUGGAAGUAAUAAAUUAUUUUUUGCAAGAUCUCCAAUAACCAACAUUAAUCAACUCUCACAAUUUGAGAAGGGGGAUCUCUUAUUCACUCAAAUUACUACUAAUUAUCAAGUAAGUUCCACUAUUUCGGAUCCGAGUUUGACUUCAAGUUCCAAGAUAGCUGAAAUCCCAACUACACCUUCUAUAACAGGCGAAAAUUUACCAUCAGCAAUCAGCCCUACUACCACCACCUCCGUAGCUCUUUGGAACGAAGACCACCUCCAAUCUGUCCCUAGCAACUACUUCACAAACCUAACCUUCACAUGGGCCUGAUCUCCCUCCUCCAACCCCACCCAAAUAUCUUUCAGUCUCACCCAAACAGCACCAACCCCCUCCCUGACUGGGUCCAUCUAUCUGCUCCAACCCAAGAGCUUUACUUGAACAAGACUCCAAUGCUCAAUGCUUCUGAGACAUUUUAUUUCACUCUUCAGAUUUCUUUCGGAAUGAAAAAUCUCUAAUUGUGACACUUGAAAACUCGGAGAACCAACAACAUGAGAAUCAUGCAAAGAUAACUUCCAAUUAUCAAACGACCAUAAAUCUUGCUCCUCAACCUUAGCUCCUACCCUCGCCACUACUACAGCCAUCACCUUAAUCGCAGCUAGCAUAAUUAUGGCUAGUAUUUCCUCUAUCCUCUCCUUCUCCUCCAUAAACUCCAUUUUCAGUAUGAUCAAUAGUCUGCAGCUAGCAAUGUUGUUGCCGAUGGUUCCAGAGUACUUCUCAAUGAAAGUAAUGGACUUCUUGGAUGGUAUGAGCUUCUCGAUGCUCUCUUUUGAUUUUGUGAGGAUUGGAGAUGCUCCUGGCGUUGAGGUUGUUACUGGGUGGAUGGAAUAUCCGCAAACUGAUGAGUAUUUGGAGAGUCUUGGUAUGAGUUCUGGGAGCUCGAUAGUGAAUUAUUUAUCACUAGCAGCUUUUGUGGGAUUGAUAAUUAUGGUUAAUUCUUGAGUCUUGAUUUGCAAGAAGUGAGCAAAUAAAUCAGAGAACGAGAAAUUUAAGAAGGCUACCGGCAAGCUAUUUGAAUUCUUCACCUUCAAUAUUUACAUCAGAAUGUUCAUCCAAUCCUUUGUUUUCAUAAUCCUAUGAUCACUCUCCGAACUCUACAACAUGAACCUCAAAACCACCACCACCAAAGCCUCCUUCUUACUAUCAUCCCUAUUCACCCUGCUCUCUACAUCCCUACUCCUGCUUUCCCUCUACAUGUACGCAAAAUCAUUCCCUGAAGUAGACAAUGAGAAAUAUUGGACAUGCAAGGAGUUUUUUAAUGGAGUGAGAUCUCAGAAAUACUCAAAUUUUUAUUCUACAAUAUUCCUGCUUGUGAGACUAAUGCUAAUCUCCCUGAUUAUCUUUGGAAAGACAAUGAGCCCCUUCUACAGAGCAACUGCUUUCUAUUCAAUAAACAUCCUGUAUGGUGUAUACCUUCUCAUUAUCCGACCUUUCGAGAACCCUCAAGACAAUAUGAUCGAAAACAUCAAUCAAAUCCUAUUCUGCUGCCUUACCAUUCCCUUAUCCUGGCUUAACAUUAAAUCCGACUGGACUGCUUUCUAUGAAACCCUCUACAUCUCCAUCCUCACAUCCUCACCCCUCAUCGGCUCUCUAAUCUCGCUCAUCUUCCUGUUCAAAUCGAUCAUUACCUACUUCAAGCCCAAAAAGCCCUCUUCCAAAGUCCAGAUCCUGCCUGAACUAACAACACCUUCUCCACAGCCAAGGACGCCUCACAUAUGGGAAGAACGUAAGGCCAAUCCUUCCAUUCACAAGUAUUCCUCGGACCUCCCCCUCCAGAAUUCAGAGAUUGAGAGUACAAUCCACCCUCCACUCCACUCAUCCAACCAAGCCCAACAGAUAGAAACGAGGCAAAGAAAUAUCGACCAUGCCAGAAUGCUGAUCGAACAAAGAGUCAGAAAACUCUGUUAAUCCAAUUAAAAUUGUGAAUCA